This is a messenger RNA of Ananas comosus (pineapple), 1206 nucleotides long. Its product is annotated as beta-1,3-galactosyltransferase pvg3-like. The transcript has a single exon. Gene Ontology annotation, cellular component: Golgi membrane. The coding region runs from base 1 to 939 and encodes 312 amino acids. Lineage: Eukaryota; Viridiplantae; Streptophyta; Magnoliopsida; Poales; Bromeliaceae. The record is from RefSeq and is a predicted model, not a curated record. Gene Ontology annotation, molecular function: hexosyltransferase activity.
AUGUUCGCCUGGAAACAAUCUCCCUCUUGCAUCGCUCUCCUCGCCCUUCCUCUAGCUUUGUUUGCCCUAGCAACCGUCGUCUUCUACCCUCGCGAUUUCGGCCUCCCGUUGACCUUCACCUCCUGCGGCAGCUCAUCAUCUUCGGCCGGCGGCAUCUCCGCUGCCCCCGUACAGCCUGAAUUUCGGCUCCUCGUCGGCAUCAUAACCCGCCCGGAGUACUAUGAGCGCCGGCACCUCCUCCGCAUGGUCUACAGCCUUCAGCAGUCCGACAACAACUUCGCCGCCCAUGUCGACGUCCGCUUCGUCUUCUGCAACCUCUCGACCGAGGAGCAGGCGGUCUUUGUCGCCCUCGAAAUCAUGUGCUAUGACGAUAUCAUCAUUCUCAACUGCACCGAGAACAUGGACAACGGCAAGACCUACAAUUACUUCUCCAGCCUCCCGACGCUAUUCGACGGCGACGCCAAGUACGACUACGUCAUGAAAACGGACGACGAUGCGUUCUUCCGGCUGCCCAGCCUGAUUGAAUCGUUGAGGGACAAACCUAGGAGCGAUGUGUACUACGGGCUCCAGAUGCCAUGCGACAAGGAGAACUUCUUCCCCUUCCCGCCGUUCAUGUCGGGGAUGGGGUACAUCUUGUCGUGGGACCUGGUGGAGUGGAUCGCCACAUCCGAGACGGCGCGGGAGGAUACCACCGGGCCAGAGGAUAUGUGGACGGGGAGGUGGCUGAACAUGGCGGGCCGGGCCAGCAACAGGUUCGACAACGCCCCGGCCAUGUACGACUACCGAGGCACGUCGCCGGCCACAUGCUUCCGCCACGACUUCGUGCCGGAGACCAUCGCCGUGCACCAUCUCAUAGACAACGCCAGAUGGACGGACGCGUUGACCUACUUCAAUUUCACAAAGGGGCUCAAGUCUUCUAAGCAAUACCACAUUCCCUGAUUUUUUUUCUUUCGAAGAAAAAAAAUUCAGGAUAUAUAUACAUAUAUAAUAAUUCUUUUAUGGGUAUAUAUACAUAUUACUUAUGAUUCAAUUUUCUACAGAUUUUUCAUUCGGAUGAUUUUGCUAUAUGUAUAAAUAAGGAAAUUAGAGUGAUUUUUAAAUAUCAAUUGCCUGAAAAAUAGUUCAUACUACUUAAUUAAGGAGGAUGAAUGAUUGAUAGUGUCGAUUUGUGAGAUGUGCAUACAUGCGUGUUUUUGAACUAAAUGA